Molecule: messenger RNA, 742 nt
Organism: Pseudomassariella vexata
Lineage: Eukaryota; Fungi; Ascomycota; Sordariomycetes; Amphisphaeriales; Pseudomassariaceae
Exons: 1
Coding region: 217-552 (111 amino acids)
Source: RefSeq, a predicted model, not a curated record
CACAAUACAUUCAAUCCAUUUCCUAUGUCGUCAGCCUCAAGAUAAUGAACUGAUAUUUUCAGAAACCCCUCCACCACUGCAUCCACCCAGACACCGUAAUGUGCAACCAUCCCCUUUCCGUCCUGCGUAGACAUGAACAUUGUCUUCCCCACCCCUCUACCCCGAAUAAAACCUAGAGAAUAAUUACAUAAAACCUCGUCUCGCAUUCAAGCGCCUAUGCUCAGCCUCCCACUCCCGACGCAGUGCCUUCAUCUUCGCUUCGUUCUCAGCCGUUGCCUUCGUGUACUUGCCAUUGCUUCCCGCAAAUUCCCGUCCAUCGCCGUCAUUUCCUGGACGAACUCCUCCUCUAGUUCUUUGAUCCUGGCUUCGGCAUCGGCCAAUUCCUUCCUGUACGCUGCGUUGGCCUUUUGCUGCGAGGCGUCUAGUUCUGCCAUUUGCUUCUCGAAGUCGUCGCCCAACAUAUUGGGUGUUGUGUUGUGUGCCCCUUGGUUUCAACGUAUCCAAAGACUUUUAUCUCAAUUAGAUGCCACCUCUCACAGAAAUAACUCCUGAAUCAAUUGAUGAAUUGGUACGUGUGAAGGCUGUUGGCAAAAUAGAGGGACCGGAUAGAGUUUGUGAUGCCUUGUUGCUGCUAGGGUAGUUUUCGAGAUGGAAAUUGCCAAAACUGGCACCAAUAGUCGUAGCCAACAUAUUUCGAAUCCAUGGGUUUGGUGACGAGAUGACUUAUGGUCGUGAAGUUUUA